This is a messenger RNA of Malus domestica (apple), 1778 nucleotides long. RefSeq names its product kinesin-like protein KIN-7F. NCBI's taxonomy places the organism in Eukaryota, Viridiplantae, Streptophyta, Magnoliopsida, Rosales, Rosaceae. The record is from RefSeq and is a predicted model, not a curated record. Gene Ontology annotation, molecular function: microtubule motor activity. Gene Ontology annotation, biological process: microtubule-based movement.
UGGAGACAGUAGGACUAGUUCAGAGGAGACUCUGUUCCAACUUCCUGACUUGGAAGAGAAUUUCAUGCACACUGAUUCCUCCCGGCAGUUAUCAGAUGGCAUUCCUAAUUUUGUUGACGGUAAUCUGCAUCAAGAGGAAAGCAAAGAACAGUUUGAUGGAAAUUCAGAGGAUUUCUGCAAGGAAGUUCGCUGCAUUGAAAUGGAAGAGUCUGGCACAAACAGAUACAUAGUGUCAAAUAUAUCAGAUUCAAGUGCUAGUAGAUACCAAAACUCAAAUAUGUCGUCUCCUUUCGCAAACACAGCUACCUCAGGACUGACCACAGUUGAAAAUGGAGAUGGCACAAAUCAGGAAUUGGAGUCACCCCUACCUAAACAAAAAGGUUUUGUAGUUCCUUCUUCUGAAAGGACACCUCAAUGGCUGCCCGAGAAAGAAAUGUUUUGCCCCUCUGUUGUGAUGUUGAGGAGGAGUAGAAGCUGCAAAGCAAGGCUUAUGAAUAAUUCGUCUCCAUGGUGGCUUGAGUUGGUAGAGAAGAAUGAGAGCACACCUGCUAUUGAGUUUGAGAAAAAAUUUAUAGGAAGGCCCGAGGGUUUCCAAAAGAAACUUCCUUCUCUGAACUAUGGUGCUGAGACUGAAAGGCUAUCAAGAAAUGCUUCUCAGGCUUCUGCAAGAAGUGCUGCUAUUGAUGAGCGUAAAGCACAGGAUACAAAAUCCACAACUGAUGACAAGGUAACUGAAAGCAGUACUUUAGUUGAAGGAGCAGAGGAAACGACCAAUACACAAUGCAAUACUCAACUUGCUGAUUCUGUGGUACCGGAGACGGAUUCAAUGCCCAUACCGUCUCCAAAGGAUGUAAAAGAUGUUGGCUUGGACCCAAUGCCCAUUGAUGACGAAAGCCCUUCAAGGUGGCCUUCAGAAUUCAACAAGCUGCAAAGAGAGAUCAUUGAACUUUGGGAUGCCUGCAAUGUGUCAUUGGUUCACAGGACUUACUUCUUCCUCCUAUUUAAAGGUGACCCAAGUGAUUCGAUUUACAUGGAGGUUGAGGUCAGGAGAUUGUCCUUCCUCAAAGACACAUUUUCGCGUGGAAAUCAGACUCUGGAAGAUGGCCAAACUCUAACACCCGCUUCAAGCAUGAAGGCUUUGACUAGUGAGAGACACAUGCUGAGCAAGCAAAUGCGAAGGCGACUGUCUGAGGAUGAAAGAAAUAACCUCUACCUAAAGUGGGGUAUCAGUCUACACUCGAAGCAUAGGCGGUUGCAAUUGGCAAACCUCCUGUGGAGUAACACACAAAACCUGGACCAUAUCAUGGACAGUGCCACAAUUGUUGCAAAGUUGGUAGGUUCAGUAGAGCCCGAACAAGCAUUCAAGGAGAUGUUUGGUCUCAGGUUUGCACCGCGAGACACUCUCACCAAGCGGAAAUCUCACUUUUGGUCAGAAAGUUUCAGGUCUCUUGUGUAAGCUUUUGCAAGAUUGAUCACCCAGUACAGAAAUUUCAUCGAGUCCAAUUCCAUUCGCGUAUAGAUUAUGAUUCCGUGUCAAAUAUCCCAUUUGAUAUUCUCUCUUCAGAUUGUAUACUUUUAUUUUUUGGAUCUGCUUUCUGAUUGUAAUAUUUUUGUUUUUGAGUUAAAAAGUUGUGAUUGUAAAUUUGGUCAGGCUAGAAAUGGUGCGUAAGGCUUCCCUAGUUUCUUGUAAAGUAAAGCUCCUUACCGACGCUCAAAAGAAAAGAACACCAAGCUACGGUUUUUACCAUUCUCAGUCACUACUAAUUCUUAAUUCUGCC